Messenger RNA from Prorocentrum cordatum, 510 nucleotides. The record is from the annotation of a GenBank genome assembly. NCBI's taxonomy places the organism in Eukaryota, Dinophyceae, Prorocentrales, Prorocentraceae.
AUGCCCGGGGCCGACUGGUUCGAGGGCAUUCCGGCCGAGAGGCACCGCUUCGUGCCCUACAACGGCGGCCUGGGCGACGACCAGCUGGCCUGGCUGAGGCAGCGGCUCGCGGCCUGCGCGGAGGCCGGGAAGAAUGUGAUCCUGCUCUCCCACAUCCCGAUCUUGGAGGCGAGCACGACCCCCAAGACGGUGCUCUGGAAUGCGGAGCAGGUGCUGAAGCUGCUGCGCUCCUGGGAGGGCCGCAGCGUGGUGGCCGUCCUGGCCGGCCACGACCACGACGGCGGCUACGCCGUGGACCCUGACAGCGGCGUGCACCACGUCACCUUCAUGUCGCCGAUGAUCUGCGAGCCCGGCUCUGGGCGGUCUGGCGCAGCCACCGUGUGCUGCUUCGAGGACCACGCGGAGCUCGUCGGGCACGGCGUCUUCUGCGUCGAGAGCGGCACGCACGCACGGGGGCGGGGCUACGCCCGCAUCGAGCUGCGGCGGCUGGACCCCCGCGGCUGGCUGUAG